AAUAAUGGUCGGGGUUGUCUGGGCUUAGGCUACGGAGUGUCAUAUAAGACACCGCAAGUUAUACCACAAUUAUGUGAUAAAAAUAUUCAGGAGUUUAUCAAUGGCUGGGACUUUGUGCUGGCUAUCAAUCACAUGAAUCAUGUGUUCAGUUGGGGUCACAAUGAUCGGGGACAGUGUGCUAGAGAUGUGAUACGACUGAAGUCCGAGAUGCGUAUACAAGAUGUGUAUUUAAAACCGCAGAAUAUAUCCGAUUUGAAUGAUAAUAAUAUAACGCAUCACUCCCUGGCCCUCACCACCGAUGGACAGGUGUACGGGUGGGGCAAUAAUUAUAGGGGACAAAUUGGAAGAGACGAUAGUUUUGAAAAUCAUUACAAAAAAACGUUUGCCGAGUUGUCGGCUAUAGGGUCGGGUGGUUUUGGAACAAUUUAUGCCGUCAAAAGAGUCGAGUUUCAAAUUCGUUCCGAAUAUGUGGUCCAGUAUUACAACUCUUGGUCCGAAAGCAAACACCUCUACAUUCAGAUGGAGUUCUGUUCACAGAAUUUAAGAAAUAUUCUUGAAGUGAAACCACAAAUAUUUGGGAGAAAGACAGGAGAAGCCAUGAAUUGUGUCGAAGACCUCAAACCCGAAAACAUAUUGAUUGCCAAAAAUGUAAGGAACGGUAGAUUUAUUAAGUUAUGUGACUUUGGGUUGGCUGUUGAGCACCAGAAGUGGAAGUGAACUGGUUAAAUAUACAAACACAUCACUACACGAAAGCAUUAAUAAUAUACUAGGUGUUUUUAAUUUAAUGAUUAACUACGGAUC
This is a messenger RNA of Oppiella nova, 801 nucleotides long. The record is from the annotation of a GenBank genome assembly. Lineage: Eukaryota; Metazoa; Arthropoda; Arachnida; Sarcoptiformes; Oppiidae.